GAAAGGGGCUGAGCCAGGGCCUUCUUUCUACCAGCUGGUGCAUGAUCACCUAUGUCAGCUUUCAAAAGAGUUUGAGCAUUACUUCCCAACCACAAGAUUCCUGAACUGGGAAGAAAUGGAUCCACGACCCAUUUGUGAAUAAGCCAGUUUCAUAAUGAAGACCUGGAAAAAAUAAGACAUCACGAAACUGCCUACAGAGAGGUGUGGGACAAGUAUCAAAGUUAGAGAUGGCUCAGGAAGAGAUCCAAAGGCUCAGCGAUGAGCUACAAUCGAAGGACAGAGAACAGAGUAAAUUAGGUUCUGCACUUGAGAAGGCCCAACUAGAAAUUGAAAAAUUGAAAGAUAAUUUGGUAAAGCUGAAAGAAAAUGAUGCAGCUGACCUACAGAAAGCAAAGGAACAUAAUCAGAGACUGGAUGAGGAAAUUCUGGUUUUAAGAAAUCGAGUUCGAUCACUUGACUCAGAAAAGAAAGUGCUUGGCGAAAUGGUUGAAAGACUUAAAGGAGAGAUGUGUGACUCUCAAGAAAAUAAGCAAUUUGGAAACCACUCCCCUGGAAAAACUUCAGGUUCUGAACAGGGUGUACAGCAAUCAUCAUUUGAGGAAAAACUAAAAUAUCAGCAGCAAGAAGUACAACAAUGUCGCCAGAAAUUGCACCGACUCCAGAAUCUAUGCAGCUCAGCUGAAAAUGAGCUUCGAUAUGAGCGAGAAAAGAACUUGGACUUAAAGCAACACAAUAGCUUGCUUCAGGAAGAAAACCUUAAGCUAAAAAUUGAGCUAAAGCAGGCCCAGCAGAAGUUAUUAGACAGUGCAAAGAUGUGCUCUUCACUCACGGCAGAGUGGAAGCACUGUCAGCAGAAAAUCAAGGAACUGGAGCUGGAAGUACUUGAACAGACUCAGAGCAUUAAAUCACAGAACAACCUACAGGAAAAGCUGGCUCAGGAGAAAUCUAAAGUUGCUGAUGCAGAAGAAAAGAUUUUGGAACUGCAGCAGAAAUUAGAACAUACUCAGAAACUCUGUCUCACAGACACUUAUAUUUUAGAGAAGAAGCAUCUAGAAGAAAAGUUAAAAGAAGUGAUAGAAAAUGAAGCCAAAGUAAAGCAACAAUAUCAGGAAGAACAAAACAAAAGGAAACUCCUAAAUCAGAAUGUAAAUGAGUUACACAAGCAAGUAAAAACCUUACAAGAUAAAGAGAGUCUACUGGAGAUGACCUGUUCUCAGCAACAAUCCAAAAUUCAGCAACAAGAGGCCCUACUCCAACAACUGGAAAAUGAAAAAAGAAAAUACGAUGAGCAUAUCAAGAACAAUCAGGAAUUGUCAAAAAAGGUGUCUGGGUUACAGCAGGAGAAGAAAGCGCUAUGUGAAGAAUGUGGGCAAAUUUUGAAGCAGCUUGAUAUCCAAGUGAGAAAAUAUAAUGAGAAAUGCUACCACCACAAAGUCAAGCUUCAAAAAGUUAAGGAUCAUUUGAUUCAUAAAGUACAACUGCGAGAUGAGAGAAUUGACCAACUUGAAAGUGAAACUGGAAAACUGCAACAUCAACUAGAACAGGCGAAGGCAUUAAACAACCUGAUCACUGUGCAUAAUGACAACCUGCAUCUGGAAAAAAGGAAACUUUUGGAGCUACUCACAAAGAAAGAGGAAUUGGUCCGCAGCAACAAAUGGAUGAUGUCUUCAAGCCAGCAAAAAGUACAUUCCCUGGAUAAAGAAAAUAAGCAACUACAGAAAAAUAAUCACCGUCUCCAGCAGCAGAUUGGCCUCUUAGAACGAAUUAUAAGGAGGAUCCAGAAUUACAGAGGAGAG
Carlito syrichta (Philippine tarsier) is the source of this 1796-nucleotide messenger RNA. RefSeq names its product coiled-coil domain containing 30 (gene CCDC30). The record is from RefSeq and is a predicted model, not a curated record. The annotation marks the transcript as partial. Lineage: Eukaryota; Metazoa; Chordata; Mammalia; Primates; Tarsiidae. The transcript has 13 exons.